AUGGAAACGUUUCUCUCUCAUUGUCUUCCCGUUUUAGCUGCUCCUAUGUUUUCCGGCAAAGCCACGACCAUCCUUCGCCGGAUGAUUGCGGAGAGGAGGAUUCCCAGCUUUCAGGUGGAUCAUCUGAGAAAGAAAGAGCAGCUCGAUAAGACAUUGAAGGGUCUGUGUAUUACAGGGAGAUUGAAAGAAGCUGUUGGGUUACUAUGUCGUAGCAAGUCGCAAGCCGAGCCUGAGACAUACGCUCUGUUAUUGCAGGAAUGCAAACAAAGGAAGGAAUAUGCAAGAGGGAAACGGAUACAUGCUCAUAUGCUUCUCGUCGGAUUUUCUCCCAACGAGUAUCUCAAAGUGAAGUUGUUAAUACUACACGCCUUAUCAGGUGAUCUUCAAACUGCUCGGAUUCUCUUUUCUAGUUUGGAAUUGAGAGAUUUGAUCCCUUGGAACGCAAUGAUAGCUGGUUAUGUGCAAAAGGGUCUUGAGCAACAAGGGCUUUACAUGUAUUAUGACAUGAGGCAACACAGUCUAGUUCCGGAUCAGUAUACCUUUGCUUCUGUGUUUAGAGCGUGUUCUGCGUUGGCGUCGCUGGAGCACGGAAUGAGAGCACACGCUGUCAUGAUAAAGUGCCGUAAUAAGUCUAACAUUAUCGUCAAUAGUGCUCUUGUUGAUAUGUACUUCAAAUGCAGCAGUCUCUCUGACGGGCACAAGGUAUUCGAUCAACUGUCCACCAGAAACGUGAUCACGUGGACCUCGCUGAUGUCUGGCUAUGGGUGUCAUGGAAAAGUUUCAGAGGUGUUAAAAUGCUUUGAUAAGAUGAAGGAACAAGGAUGUAGACCAAAUUCUGUUACGUUUUUGGUGGUUCUCACUGCGUGUAGCCAUGGAGGUUUGGUUGAUGAAGGCCGGGAGCAUUUCAAUUCUAUGAAGAGAGAUUACGGGAUCCAGCCUGAGGGGCAACACUAUGCAGCAAUGGUUGACAUGUUAGGGCGUGCUGGUAGGCUACAAGAAGCGUACGAUUUUGCAAUCAAGUCACCGUGCAAGGAGCAUGCUCCGGUAUGGGGUUCUUUACUUGGGGCAUGCAAGAAUCAUGGGAAUGUGAAACUGCUAGAACUCGCAGCUACAAGAUAUUUCGAGCUGGAACCAAAGAACGGGGGUAGUUACGUGGUGUUUGCCAACGGGUACGCCAGUUGUGGAUUCUUGGAUGCUGCAUCAGAGGUAAGGAAGAAAAUGGAGAGUGCAGGAGUGAAAAAAGAUCCCGGGUAUAGCUGGAUCGAAUUGCAAGGGGAAGUUCAUAUAUUCAUGAAGGAUGAUAAGUCUCACAAACUCUCUGGAAAGAUAUACAAGAAGGUGGAUGAGAUGACUUCAGUGUUAAUGGAUCUUGACUGCUCUCUAGAUGUUGACAUAGACGCAAGCUGUCCUAUUUGA
Messenger RNA from Arabis nemorensis, 1416 nucleotides. NCBI's taxonomy places the organism in Eukaryota, Viridiplantae, Streptophyta, Magnoliopsida, Brassicales, Brassicaceae. The record is from the annotation of a GenBank genome assembly.